This is a messenger RNA of Macroventuria anomochaeta, 1707 nucleotides long. RefSeq lists its product as uncharacterized. The record is from RefSeq and is a predicted model, not a curated record. The transcript is spliced from 3 exons. NCBI's taxonomy places the organism in Eukaryota, Fungi, Ascomycota, Dothideomycetes, Pleosporales, Didymellaceae. The coding region runs from base 155 to 1426 and encodes 423 amino acids.
CCGAGAUCGGAACUGGUCUUGGUAGAUCCACCUGCGCGCAUAUCUCUCCACCACACGCCUACGUACGGUGUGAAACAGUGAGGCAGCUUAGGGCAUCGAUCUCGCAAGAGCAGUCGUUUGUAGCUGAGUAUCAGACCAUUUUGUGAAGACUAUAAUGCACGAUCACCGCCCGCCACGAUCAGCUCGGCAGACUGUACCUUCCGAAGAGACAUAUCCACGUAACCAAGGCAUGGCUCCCUCCUACACACGAUCAUCACCGGCAAGACAGCAUUCAGAAGAGUCCUGGAUCGACAUCAGCUCGAGACUGUCCUCGUCCUCACUAUCCUCUGCUGCCGACGAAAUCAUCACGACAGGCCUCACAGUCCAACAUGACUCGAACUUGUAUAGAAGAAACAGACGUCCACGCGGCGGCCACUUCCAGAUAGGCACUGGUCAUCUUGUAACGAGCGCUGGUGGAGGUAACAGUAGUCAAGAGGAGUACGAUGAGAGCGAGAGCGAAUCGGACAGGGUGAUGACGUCCUCGAACGAGCAUAUCGGACCUUCUCCUCUGAGGCAGGAAGUGCACCACAUCUAUCGCGGGCCACAUUCUGUUACCUCUUCUGACACCAUGUCAGAGAGGGAGGAAGAGGAUGAAGACGACGACGAGAAUGCGACCGCGGUCAACUACCCAAGAUCAACCGCUCGACAGUUUCAACCUCGACCCAACGCAUUCUCACACCCAAGUGCCGAACACAUUGUACGCUCACAGUCAGGGACGGUCUACAUACCGCGAAGGCCUGCAACAAGGCCAGGCUCUCAGCGACAGCACUCAUACCCACAACAUACGCCCUACAACGUCAUAUCACCCGGCCACCAAGCUGACCAUGACGAGGCACUCCGAGCCAGCCUCUCCACACUCCUGUCUGCCGCAGCUGCAGUCAGAGGCCUUCCUAAGCCCGGUCAAUCUCAUGCCGCACCGGCCGCAACGUCUAGCCGCGUCGAUCCCUCGUCUCUUCGGAUGGUUCCCGAAUCAGUAGCCCUAGGCGAUAUGACUGAGGAAACGAACAACGGCUCAUCUUCCCGUACCACAAGCAGCAGUCCUUCCGACAAAUCCAAACGCAAAGCCAGCCCAGCCGUUGCUGGCGUCCGGAGCAGCAGCAGAGACCGUCAUGCGGCUAAGAAGGCACGCAAGCAGAGUGCUCUGAUUGAAGAGAUUAGCCCAACACUCUUCACAUGGGUCGUCAGUGCCGGCGUUGUCGUCCUUGUAAGCGCCCUUAGCUUCUCUGCAGGAUAUGUCGUCGGUAACGAAGCUGGCUAUGCCGAAGCUGUGGGCCAGAUGGGUGUUGUUGGCUCCGAAGGUGGAAGCUGUGGUAAAGAAGCUGUACGAGGUACCGGUCUGGGUCUUCGCAGGCUCCGCUGGACUGGAGGCGCUGUCGUCCGCGUUUGAACACAAUCAUGACUUCGUCACGCUCGACGAGAUACGAACAUUACGAACAAGAAGCGAGUGCUUCAUCUGCAUCGUUUCCGGAGCAAGCACACAUGGGUGGUAUUUAUCUUUACUUGCUUUCCACACCCAUACAAUGGCGUCUGCGUUCCUGACUUUCAAAGCGCGCAUUGUUUCCUUGGGUUACAGAUACCGGCGCUGUAUUGGCGUUCGCGGUUGAUUCUCAGCAUAUGGUCAAGGUAAUGGCAUUGCGCUGGCUGGAUUGAUGGUGUUUGGGGCACGUU